This is a messenger RNA of Colletotrichum destructivum, 1415 nucleotides long. Its product is annotated as Putative G patch domain-containing protein. The record is from RefSeq and is a predicted model, not a curated record. The transcript has a single exon. NCBI's taxonomy places the organism in Eukaryota, Fungi, Ascomycota, Sordariomycetes, Glomerellales, Glomerellaceae. Gene Ontology annotation, cellular component: kinetochore. The coding region runs from base 350 to 1414 and encodes 354 amino acids. Gene Ontology annotation, molecular function: nucleic acid binding.
ACAUCCAUCUGCCUUAACUAUCACUCUUCCUGACCUGGUUAACCAGCAUCAAUGAUAUCAGCAAUAUACAAACCAAGCUCUGGAUCGUCUGCAACCAAGUCAAAAACUCUUCAACUAGGCGCAGACGACAUUUUACUCAACACCUGAUUGCUUACGUCAACCGAGGCAUUCUUUCUCCAACGUCGACUCAAAAACAUUUGGGAAAAUCCCACGCAUUUCACAACGCCAACAAGAAAAAAAACAAGAAAUAGUCAGCAAAGCUGCCAAAGAUUUAUGUACAACCCGAAACUUGGCACAAUAUAGUCACAACCGUCGAAAGGCGCCACAGACGGCAAAACAUCCGCCGACCAUGGACCCCAAGCAAUCAGCAGCCUCGGAUGAGGAGGACGACUACAUGAACAUGACGUUCGAGGAACCCUCGACCAUCAAAACGGCUCAACCAGAAACCUCCCUCCAGCGACGUCAGCGCCUGAGACGUGAGGGGGAGAUCCGCGGACGCGUUAAGUCCAAGGAGGAGCUCGCGGCGGAAGAGGCCGCGGCACGCGAGAAGGCGCUCUCACGGUCCCUCCUCGAGGACGCCGCUGCCAAGAAGAGCAAGGGCCUCGCGAUGAUGGCCAAGAUGGGCUUCAAGGGCGGCGCGCUCGGCGCGAGCGGUUCCGCGGGUGACGGUGCGCGCACGGAGCCCAUUGCUGUGGAGGUUAAGGAGGACAGGGGCGGCAUCGGCAUGGAGAGCGAGAAGAAGCGCAAGAUGAGGGAGGCUGCAGAGAGGAUCGAGGAGGAGGUUAGGGAGGGUAAGAGGGCCAAGGUCGAUCCGCUCGAGUACCGGGAUCGGGUGAGGCAGGAGAGGGAGGCGGCGAGGGUGCAGGCACAGGUUUUUGCGGCGCAGAGGGUCGCGGAAAGGAUGGCAGAGGAGAAGGAUGCCGAGAGCGGGCUUCAAAUCAUCGAAAAGGGCGAGGAGACGGAUUCCAGGAAAGGGGCGGGGGAUGAGGAGGAGGAGGAGAAUAUGAAGAAGAGGAGGAAACCGGCUGCCGGUGCAACGGCGAGGCCGCUCAAGUCCAUCAACGUCCUUUGGCGGGGUCUGGCGCGGCACCGCGAGGAAAAAGAGAGGGACCGACGGAUGCGGUAUGACUUGGAGCAGAGCCUCUCGCGGCUGCCAACGUACGAGGAUGACCAGGAGGAUGAGGACGACCGCACGGCACUGGGGAAAAGGCAGACCGUCUACGUCACGGCAGAGGACCUGGAUGAGGAGGACACCGAGCUGGAUGAGUUCAACGAGUUGGAGGACGCCGAGAAACUGAGGCGGCUGGUGGAAUAUCUCAGAAAGGAGCAUCGCUAUUGCUUCUGGUGCAAGUUCACGUACACAGACGACGAGAUGGAGGGAUGCCCUGGUGUCACUGAGGAGGACCACGAUUAAA